UUAUUACCAUUUGUGAUUUAUUCAUUGUAAGUUUCCUACAUAGUUCUCUCUCUUGUUGACGAGAUUACGGUGGUGGUCGUGCUCGACCUCCCUCUCGCUGUCUGUUCCAUUCCUGGCUAUCUGAAGCGCAAAACCGCCGCAAUCGCAUCAAACUUUGUAUCUUGAUCUUUAUCUUAAGCUGAGGAAGAGAUGAAUUGGAUUCAGCGCAAGAUCUACCUUUACAAUGUGACGUUCGGUCUCUACAUGUUGGAUUGGUGGGAGCGUUGUACUUUCAAUAUUUUGGUGAUUGUAUUAAUGUGUUUUGUCGUUCGAUAUGUUACUCAGUUCUUCAAGAGGACUACUACAUAUAUCUCUGCAGAGAAUAUUUGACAUGCAGGUAUGUGUGGUAAGAAACAAAAUCCAUUCUCACGUGAGGAAGCAAAUGUAGAUUGUUACUUGGGAGUUUAAAUUAGUUGCAGCCGGUGUAUUUGGUAUGGCUGACUAGGGAAUAUCUUGAUAUAGCCUGACUUAGAAUUUCUUAAAGCUACUUUUCAUGCCAACUAUACACCGCCAUGAAUCUUAUUUGAACAUUUCUUUACUUCUUAGCUUGUAUGGAUGCCGUUUGAUAUUCUUUACAUUGUAAUAAUUAUAUUAUUAUUGGGAAAUGAUAGUUUAGACUUUUGAAUGGUGUAAAGUGUGAAAUGCACCGUAAUACCAUCAAAAUGAAGAGUGGUGGUGUAAUUAAAAAUAACAUUUUUGACAUUUCGAAA
This is a messenger RNA of Vigna unguiculata (cowpea), 749 nucleotides long. RefSeq lists its product as uncharacterized. The record is from RefSeq and is a predicted model, not a curated record. NCBI's taxonomy places the organism in Eukaryota, Viridiplantae, Streptophyta, Magnoliopsida, Fabales, Fabaceae.